AUGUACCCUGAUGCGCCUUUAAUCGAACGUCAGAGAGAAAUCAAUGCCUGGGACAAUCCGGAUUUCAGAAAGGCUCUUCAAGCCACUGGCAAGAGACAAGUUAUUAUGGCGGGAAUUAUGACCGAUGGCUGGGAAAAUGUUGAAGCAUCUGGGACCAUGUCACCAUUGAUUCGAGAUGUCUCCAACCUUCGCAUGCAGGCUGCAGGUGUUCAGCUUGUAGGCAUAUUUAGUAUUGUGGCCGAUCUUUGGAGAGAUUGGCGAAACGCUCCUGGAAGUCAGACGGUUCUACAGUGGAUGAACAAAUAUGCUCCCGCGUACGUGACAAGUGUAUCUGCACGUGCUGCUGCUAUUUUGAAUUGCACUCUCACCCCUGGUGAGGAGAAUUUCGUCUAG
Messenger RNA from Talaromyces proteolyticus, 393 nucleotides. RefSeq lists its product as uncharacterized. NCBI's taxonomy places the organism in Eukaryota, Fungi, Ascomycota, Eurotiomycetes, Eurotiales, Trichocomaceae. The transcript has 2 exons. Bases 1 to 393 code for a protein of 130 amino acids. The record is from RefSeq and is a predicted model, not a curated record.